UCACUUACAAAUUAUAUAUAAAAAAAUAUAUAUAUGUAAGCAUCUCUCUCUGCACAUUUUUCAACUGCUUCUUAUACGACAGAUCAUCACACCACACACCAAGAAGUCGCUAAAUCCUUUGUCUCACUUUUGCAGCUUCUUCUUGAUCCUUUUCCAGGAACGAACAUAAGGCACCUGGUGGUGAAAAUCUAAUGGCUUCAGAGAGCGGCGUAAACGGUGAUUCAAAUAUAGUAGAAGAGGUUUCUGAAACCAAACGAGAAAGCAAAGUAGAAGGAGAAGCUAUGAAAACAGAGGAGAAGAACAAGGAAGACCAUGAUGAGAAAACCAAGACGGUGCCGUUUUACAAGCUCUUUGCUUUUGCAGAUUCCUUUGAUUUCCUCUUGAUGCUCCUCGGGACGCUUGGAUCUAUCGGAAAUGGUCUCGGCUUCCCUAUUAUGACCUUACUGUUCGGAGACCUUGUAGAUGCUUUUGGACAGAAUCAGACUAAUACAACCGACAAAGUCUCCAAAAUUGCUCUGAAGUUUGUAUAUCUUGGAAUCGGUACUUUUGUGGCUGCUUUUCUCCAAUUGUCUGGUUGGAUGAUAUCGGGAGAGAGACAAGCCGCGAGAAUAAGGAGUUUGUAUCUUAAAACUAUCUUAAGACAAGAUAUCACCUUUUUCGACAUCGAUACAAAUACAGGAGAAGUCGUUGGAAGAAUGUCCGGUGACACUGUGCUAAUCCAAGAUGCCAUGGGAGAGAAGGUGGGGAAAGCUAUACAACUUGUAUCAACGUUUGUGGGAGGCUUUGUGAUAGCUUUCAUUAGAGGAUGGCUUCUAACUUUGGUCAUGUUAUCUUCAAUUCCUCUUCUUGUAAUGUCUGGUGCACUUCUUGCUAUCGUCAUUGCUAAAACAGCUUCUCGUGGACAAACUGCUUACGCUAAAGCUGCGGUUGUAGUUGAACAAACAAUUGGUUCUAUACGAACGGUUGCUUCGUUUACUGGAGAGAAACAAGCUAUAAGCAAUUACAAUAAACAUCUUGUCUCUGCUUAUAAAGCAGGAGUUAUUGAAGGUGGUUCAACUGGAUUGGGACUAGGAACACUCUUUCUUGUUAUCUUUUGUAGUUACGCUUUAGCGGUAUGGUAUGGAGGGAAGUUAAUACUAGAAAAAGGGUACACAGGAGGACAAGUUCUCAAUGUCAUCAUCUCUGUUUUAACUGGAUCCAUGUCGUUAGGUCAAGCAUCGCCUUGCUUAAGCGCGUUCGCAGCUGGACAAGCUGCUGCUUACAAGAUGUUUGAGACAAUUGAGAGGAAACCUGACAUAGAUUCUUAUAGUACAGAUGGUAAAGUGUUGGAUGACAUUAAGGGAGAUAUUGAGCUUAAAGAUGUUUACUUUACGUAUCCGGCUAGAUCCGACGAGCAAAUAUUCCGUGGCUUUUCGCUGUUUGUCUCGAGUGGUUCAACGGUUGCUUUAGUUGGACAGAGUGGUAGCGGGAAAUCUACAGUUGUGAGUCUAAUUGAGAGGUUUUAUGAUCCGCAAGCCGGUGAAGUUCUCAUAGAUGGGAUUAACUUAAAAGAGUUUCAGCUAAGAUGGAUCAGAAGCAAGAUUGGACUUGUGAGUCAAGAGCCAGUUUUGUUCACUGCAAGCAUCAAGGACAACAUUGCUUACGGCAAAGAAGAUGCGACGAUUGAAGAGAUUAAAGCGGCUGCAGAGCUAGCAAACGCAUCUAAAUUUGUGGAUAAGCUUCCACAGGGUUUGGAUACAAUGGUGGGAGAACACGGGACUCAGCUUUCAGGUGGACAAAAACAGAGAAUCGCUGUGGCUAGAGCGAUUUUAAAAGAUCCAAGAAUCUUGCUUUUGGAUGAAGCUACAAGUGCACUUGAUGCAGAAUCUGAAAGAGUGGUUCAAGAAGCACUUGACAGAAUCAUGGUUAACCGG
Messenger RNA from Camelina sativa (false flax), 1913 nucleotides. NCBI's taxonomy places the organism in Eukaryota, Viridiplantae, Streptophyta, Magnoliopsida, Brassicales, Brassicaceae. The record is from RefSeq and is a predicted model, not a curated record.